This is a messenger RNA of Chironomus riparius, 1185 nucleotides long. Lineage: Eukaryota; Metazoa; Arthropoda; Insecta; Diptera; Chironomidae. The record is from the annotation of a GenBank genome assembly.
UCGAUGACGAAGACAAAAAUGUUCAACCUGAAAUUCUCAACAAUUCUUCCAAUCAACAAAAUUCCAAAGGAACUAAACCAAAACCCUUCAAUCGUCAAUACAGCAAAUCCAAUGAUUUUCAUUUCAAAAUUCACUGGAUAUGCUUUAUUCAGCUUUAAUCCGAGAACCUUCAAAGUUUGUUUUACAAAAUUUGACAUUUUCGCUCUUUUUGCGACAAUUUGUGUAAGUUUGGCACUGAAUUGUAUCUACUGGAAGAGCAUCGUUGAAGCUGGAGUCAAUGUCAAUCAAAUAUCACGUGCCAGCUUCCCAAUUCUUGUAUAUUCUGACUACUUAGUAAAUGUUGCAUCGACUGGCUGGAUUUUCUUAAACAGGAACAAAAUUUCGGAACUUUUGAAGAGUUUUCGAGGAAUUGAUGAGAAUUUUAAGGAAGUUGGUGUCCAAUUUGAUUAUGGCAGACAAAGAUUGGCAAUCAUUAAGUCAAUAGUUUUGGUAUUAAUUGGAAUGACAUUUUGGAUAAGCCUGGAUCUUUACAUAAUCAUCACUUCCAAGUUCAUAAAUGAUCUUCAAUUCACAAUCAUCAUUUUUUGGUCAAACUUAUGCAUGAUCCUUCAGAUCCAUCACCACGUUGCAAUCAUAAAUGCUAUCAAAAGUCGAGCGAUGGAACUCCAACAAGCUCUACACAAAAAAUCACCAAACAUCCAAAAAGUCUCAAAAAUUCACCUCGAAAUCAUCGAAAUUAUUUCAAAUUUUAAUCGAAUUUUUUCACCAAUCAUGCUUCUGUACUUUGCGAAUGGCUUUGCAUGGUCCUGCAUAUCAAUCUUUGACAUUGUCACAUUUCCUGAUGCUGUUUGGUCUAACUUACUCAGCCCAGCUCUUCUGGUUGGUGGACAUUGUGCGAUGGAGUUUUUAAUCGUCAUUAUUGUGAUUUACUCGGUCGAGGGUGUUAAGGUUGAGUUUGAUAAGUUAAAGAAGAUCUGUUGCAGGAUGUUGAAUGACACAAAUGGAAAUGAGAGGAUGGAAGUUGAAGUUUCUAAAUUUUUGACUCAAGUGACAACUUUGAAGGUUAAGUUUACUGGCGGUGUCGUUGACUUUGACUGGAAGUUGCUGUUUAAGUUUGCCACAGCAUGCAUCAUGUACUUUGUAAUUUUGGUUCAGUUCCAUGGAAGCUUUGAGGACAAGAAGUAA